Saccostrea cuccullata (small rock oyster) is the source of this 2469-nucleotide messenger RNA. RefSeq names its product epithelial-stromal interaction protein 1-like. The transcript is spliced from 3 exons. Bases 27 to 968 code for a protein of 313 amino acids. Gene Ontology annotation, molecular function: ubiquitin binding. The record is from RefSeq and is a predicted model, not a curated record. NCBI's taxonomy places the organism in Eukaryota, Metazoa, Mollusca, Bivalvia, Ostreida, Ostreidae.
AUAAACAACAAAGAGAAAACACAGAUAUGAGUAGAUCAUUUACAGUUAAACCAUCUGUAGCGUACAGUCAGGGCAGAGGAAGGGGUGCCCCUACAAACCAACCGUCGGUAGGGCGAGGGAGAGCGAGAGGAGGAACGAGCGUGAGAACACAGACAGACAGACUAGCAACACGAUCCACCCAAGCUGAUAUGGAUAGAGAUCAGGGACAAUUGGGGGAUGGGGGUGUCGACGGUCGACAGCCCGGGGGAGGGGGAGCUGGGUUGGACCAGAGAAUGAGCCACCAAGGUGCCUAUACUAUGAUAACUCCCAAUGAAAAGAGACGACAACAGAUUGCGGAGCAAGCCAGGCGGGAAGAAGAGGCCUAUCAGCGGCACAAGGAAAAUAACAGACUUGGUCAUGUGAGCUACGUAGGAACAGUUGGAGGGGCACAGAAAACUGAGAACGAGGCUAGAAAUCAACAAGCCCAAAUCCACAAGUCUUCAAAGUUCGACAGUAUUCAGAAAAGACAAGCAGCCCGAGACGCUGUGAAGAGGAGAGAAGAUGAAGAGGUCUCGAAGAAGAAAGCUGAACAGAGGAGAAAAGCUCAGCAGAACACGCGAUCAGAUGAACAGAGGCAGCAGAAGCUACAGGAGGACCAUCGCGCGAAAAACGAGGCAUUCCUCAGACGAAUCGAGGCAGAACAGAAAUCAAAGGCCAGAUCUAAAUAUAGUCAACCCAGUGCUAGCACAGUCCCAACUGUUGUGGAAACAGAGGAUAGUGAAAGAGUCUCACGUGGUGACACCCGCCAUAAUUAUGGGGAUCCUGAACUUGUGAACACUCUUGAUGACAUUUCACUCGGUAACUCCUACAAUGACCCCUCCCUCAGGGAGCUGCAGCGUAUGUUUCCUUCGUAUGACCGGGAAAUGUUACGAGACAUUUUACUACAGGCAGGGUCAGUAGAGGAUGCCGCGGCACUACUGUCGAGUUGAUGGAAUGAUAAUUUUAUAUCAAACUUAUCAUGCUGCAGUGUUCUUUAAAAUAUGCCAGAGACAACUGGACCCUGCUUCACAUAAAGUCUACAUCAAAGCUGAUUUUUUUUUUUUGUAUAUUGAAGAAAGUGAACUUUUUAAAAAAUGAUACAUUGUACAUGUAUACACAUGUAAUAUGGGCAUAAACAAUUAAAAUGGGUUUUCAUUCUUAAUAAAUCUAAUCAAAACACAUGGCCCAAUCAGCCUGUAGUCUUCAAAAUUCAAAAAUGCUCCUUUCAUAAAAGUAAUAAUUUGCUAUGCUUUAAUUUUUUUCAUGCAAAAUAUGUACAGUGGUCCCUCAUUUAUCCGGACGCUUUAGUUCCCAGUCAUUUGUCCGGAUAUGUGAAGCGUCCGGAUAUCUGAAAUACCAGUUAAACAAAACAAAAUAACAUAAAUAAAUUCUGUUCCCAUGAUAAAUCGUCCGGAUACUGAAGCAUCCGGAUAUCUGAAGGUCCACAGUAUCAUUACGUAUGUAUAUAUAUAUAUAUAUAUAAAUCUAACUUUAAUAUCUGUGGUAUGUUUUUAUCAAUUUAUACAUUUUAAUCCUGUAGACUUUAUAUUUUGUUUUGUUGAAUUCUUUUAUCUCUAGGUCUGUAUAUCAAUUACUUCAUCAAAAAAAAUAUUAACAGUUUUUGUUCAUAUAAUUGUCAUGCCUAGUAAAAUUUUCAUAUGUGACAGAGCAAGUUAUCAACCUUUUUCUUAAUUUAGAGGUGCUUUAUUCACAGCUAAGACAUAAGAAAUAGAAACUUGCACAUACGAUAUUUUGUAAUAAAAUCUAUAUAAUAUAUGUAGUAUUAUGUAUGAGUACUUUGAAAAUAUUUGAUAUUCUUGUAGAUAAUUCAUAAUUUUUAAAUGAAUUAUUUGUACCAAUUGUAGAACUUGUCAAAUCUAGACACCACUGCUUCUGUAAAAAUUUCCAGAUUAUUUCACAGGCACUUGGGGUAUGGACCCCCUUUUUUCCAAUUUAUUUUUAAAUUUAGUGUUGAGGCACCUUUUUCCUAUUUUUGUAUUCUAACAUGCACUAUACCAAUAACAAGUUAUCAAUAAUGUAGCCCUUUUGUCUCUCUAAGCUGUUUCUAAGUAAAUUGUUCUUGACUGAUAUGAUCAGGGAGGGGAAGGGGUCCAUACUAUAAGUGCCUGUGGAUUAAUCAACACUUCUGAAUUUUCUGAACCUAGAUAUAUGAAGUGAUUUAGGUGUACAUUAUUAAUAAAGUGUUAUGCAACAGCAUGAAUACACUCAUCAAAAAAUUACAAUUAUGAUCUUAAACAGUUCAGAGUGCAAGAAAAUCAUGUCAACCUUGAUUCUAAGAUUUCCAUGACCUUUUCCAUUCUUUAAAUAUUUGGUUAUCCAUCCUUUGUGGUGUAGGCAUUAAUUAUAACAAAUAUUACAUCAUUGAUUGAUUUCUAUACUGGUUGUGUUAAACCUUGUCAAAUGCUCAUCAUAUUAAACAAUAUCAAAUUA